AUGAGUCAAGAAAACCGUGAGCAGCCCAUGGAAGAAGGUCAAGAGGAGAUACCGGUGGAACCAGUUCAAGAUGAAGUUCAAGUUCAAGAGAUCAACGUCAAAAUUAACCCACCGCAACCUCAACAACAAGAAGAGCCUCGCCACCCUCCCAUAGAGGAGCUGCAGCCCUUUGACGAACCACGCGGACCAUCGCAGACCGAGGAACUAUCCAUGGUGCACAGGAAAAUCAAUAGAGUUCUCGGAAGGACAGAUGAACUGUCGAUAACCGCGAACCGCGUUAACAGCACUUUCAAGUCGGCACGACCGAAGAAUAGGCCUAAAAGCGGACAUUCUCCGAAGGGAUCCCUGAAAAGUCGACGAGCUGCUCGACGUGGAGAGGUAGUGCCUCACUUGUAA
Haemonchus placei is the source of this 396-nucleotide messenger RNA. Lineage: Eukaryota; Metazoa; Nematoda; Chromadorea; Rhabditida; Trichostrongylidae. The record is from the annotation of a GenBank genome assembly.